UAGUUCCUACAGGAAACACUCAGCUACUCACAGUUCAGGAUGGUUAAAUGCUCUGAUAGAGGUUAAGCAUGGAGUUCUCAUGUAAUACAUAAGAUGGGGCACCUUCCUAGCUAAAGUGGGCCCAGGAAAUUUUCUUAAAAAAGCAGAUGUACUGGGCCAAGGCUGUAAUGUCAGUAGGAGUUAGGGGAACGGAAGAAAGGGGAGGAAGGAAAAGAGAAGAAUUGCAGGUCGGGAAAACAGUAAGGGUAAAGGCAGGUGUAUGAGUCAGCCUAUUGUGUUCAGUGACCUCUAAACACAGAGAAGUUACUGGAUUGUGAUGUCAAGGACGGGCAUCCCAUGAGAAGAGAAAGCUGGAGUGUGCUUUAGUCUAAGGUCAAAUCAUGGACGCUUGGUGUGCCGUGUUGCAGAUGAGCCAAACUGAAUGCUGUGUGUAGUGGGAAACAUCAAACAGCUUUGAGAGUGACAUGGUCAACUUUUUGGUUUAGAUUUCAACACUAAACUUGCACAAUGUCUUUGAAACCAAGAGUAGUAGAUUUUGAUGAAACAUGGAACAAACUUUUAACGACAAUCAAAGCUGUUGUCAUGUUGGAAUACGUUGAAAGAGCAACAUGGAACGAUCGCUUCUCAGAUAUCUAUGCUUUAUGUGUGGCCUAUCCUGAACCCCUUGGAGAAAGACUUUAUACAGAAACUAAGAUUUUUUUGGAAAAUCACGUACGGCAUUUGCACAAGAGAGUCCUGGAGUCUGAAGAGCAAGUACUUGUCAUGUAUCAUAGGUACUGGGAGGAGUAUAGCAAGGGAGCAGAUUACAUGGACAGCUUGUAUAGGUAUCUCAACACCCAGUUCAUUAAGAAGAAUAAGUUGACAGAAGCUGACCUUCAGUAUGGCUACGGCGGUGUGGAUAUGAAUGAGCCACUGAUGGAAAUAGGAGAGCUAGCUUUGGAUAUGUGGAGGAAAUUGAUGGUUGAGCCACUUCAGACCAUCCUUAUCAGAAUGCUGCUCCGAGAGAUUAAAAAUGAUCGUGGUGGAGAAGACCCAAACCAGAAAGUAAUCCAUGGGGUUAUUAACUCCUUUGUUCAUGUUGAACAGUAUAAGAAAAAAUUCCCCUUAAAGUUUUAUCAGGAAAUCUUUGAGUCUCCCUUUCUGACUGAAACAGGAGAGUAUUACAAACAAGAAGCUUCAAAUUUAUUACAAGAAUCAAACUGUUCACAGUAUAUGGAAAAGGUUCUAGGUAGAUUAAAAGAUGAAGAAAUUCGAUGUCGAAAAUACUUGAACCCAAGUUCAUAUACUAAAGUGAUUCAUGAAUGUCAACAACGAAUGGUGGCAGACCACUUACAGUUCUUACAUGCAGAAUGCCACAAUAUCAUCCGACAAGAGAAGAAAAACGACAUGGCAAACAUGUAUGUCUUACUGCGCGCUGUGUCCACUGGUUUACCUCAUAUGAUUCAGGAGCUGCAAAGCCAUAUCCACGACGAGGGCCUUCGAGCCACCAGUAAUCUUACUCAGGAAAAUAUGCCAACACUAUUUGUGGAAUCAGUUUUGGAAGUACAUGGCAAGUUUGUUCAACUUAUCAACACUGUUCUGAAUGGUGAUCAGCACUUUAUGAGUGCGUUGGAUAAGGCCCUUACGUCAGUUGUAAACUACAGAGAACCCAAGUCGGUUUGCAAAGCACCUGAAUUGCUUGCUAAGUACUGUGACAACUUACUAAAGAAAUCGGCGAAGGGGAUGACUGAGAAUGAAGUAGAAGACAAGCUCACAAGCUUCAUUACUGUCUUCAAGUAUAUCGAUGAUAAGGAUGUUUUUCAAAAGUUCUACGCAAGGAUGCUGGCAAAACGUUUAAUUCACGGGUUGUCUAUGUCUAUGGAUUCUGAAGAAGCUAUGAUCAAUAAAUUAAAGCAAGCUUGUGGCUAUGAGUUUACCAGCAAGCUACAUCGGAUGUAUACAGAUAUGAGUGUCAGUGCUGAUCUCAAUAAUAAGUUCAACAAUUUUAUCAAAAAUCAAGACACAGUAAUAGAUUUGGGAAUUAGUUUUCAAAUAUAUGUUCUGCAGGCUGGAGCGUGGCCUCUUACUCAGGCUCCUUCAUCUACAUUUGCUAUUCCCCAGGAGUUGGAAAAAAGUGUACAGAUGUUUGAAUUAUUUUACAGUCAGCAUUUCAGUGGGAGGAAACUUACAUGGUUACAUUACCUCUGUACAGGAGAAGUUAAAAUGAACUAUCUGGGCAAACCAUAUGUAGCCAUGGUUACAACAUACCAAAUGGCAGUUCUUCUUGCCUUUAACAACAGUGAGACUGUCAGCUAUAAAGAGCUUCAAGACAGCACUCAGAUGAAUGAGAAGGAACUGACGAAAACAAUCAAAUCAUUACUUGAUGUGAAAAUGAUUAACCAUGAUUCAGAAAAGGAAGACAUCGAUGCGGAAUCUUCAUUUUCAUUAAAUAUGAACUUCAGCAGUAAAAGAACAAAAUUUAAGAUUACUACGUCAAUGCAGAAAGACACACCACAGGAAAUGGAACAGACUAGAAGUGCUGUAGAUGAGGACCGGAAAAUGUAUCUGCAAGCUGCUAUAGUUCGUAUCAUGAAAGCACGGAAAGUACUUCGGCAUAACGCCCUCAUUCAAGAGGUGAUUAGCCAGUCAAGAGCUAGGUUUAAUCCUAGCAUCAGCAUGAUUAAGAAGUGUAUUGAAGUUCUCAUAGACAAACAGUACAUUGAACGCAGCCAAGCGUCAGCAGAUGAAUACAGCUACGUAGCGUGAUGUCGCUCUCCUCCAGUGUGGGUGUGAGGUCAUUGCCGUCACCAUUUGGUGUGUUCCUGUGGGAAAAAGCAGGCCUGUGCCUCCAUAAUUUGGUCAUUUGGCAGCCCCUGUUUUUCUGCUGUUUACAACAUCACCAGUGCCACGUCAUGAGCGUCCGAGAAAAUGCCUAGAGAUAUUUCAAGCUCAUGUCAUUCUGACAUUUCUUAAAACUUUAUUAAAAGAAUGAGUGAAGUAUUGCUGAAAUGUGGAAAUCUGGUUGGGUACCAUGCUUUUUCUCCCCUUCACGUUUGCAGUUGAUGUGUUUUUUUUUUUAAUGUAUCUUAAAGGACAUAAAAUAAAAAACUUAAAUAUUGUAAUAUGACAGAUAACCUAAUAAUUGUAUCUACAUUAAAAUGACAAACAUGAUAUUGCUGCUUGUCAAAUAAAAAAAUAAAGAAGUAGAAUGCCUUUUUUAUGUGGAUGAAGUAUCACACAAAAUAAUAUGUAUCAAUGUUCAUGGGUCAUCAAAACUAAUGCAGCUUUCGUUGCAUUUUUCUCUGAAUGGUUUAAUUCACUUGUACUCCUGCUUAAAUCCUACAUAGAAAAUGUCUAGCUUAGUGUUCUUGAAUGCAUAAAAAGGCACUCAGCGUAAAGAAUGUUUUGUUUUUAUACGUUAGAACUGCGGUGGAUAUGAGUUUUAAAUGCUGAGGAUUUAAUUCCAUCAAGAGUUUCUGGUGCUGUGCUACACCACAGAAACGACAUAUGAAGAGAGUAUGUGGUGACCUCAAGCCUCGUAUAGAAAGAGCUUUGCCUUCAAAACCAAGACAUUGCUUUUGUUCUCAUAAUACAUUAAUAUAGUCCAAUAUCCCAGCUCUGUUGCAUCUCUUCUGCCUUUCUCUGAGUUGUAGGAGAUCCGGUGAUUCCAGUGUAUUCCUUCCAUACUCCUACCUACCUGUUACCAUUACGCCCUAAAAUUGCAACACUAGAUUCACUCUCAGAAGUCACAAGUGUGCUUGGCAAUGCAUAACUGAAAUACCUUUUUUAUCUGUAUAGUGCAUUACACCAGGUGCCACUCAGAGAGAGACGUGAAAUUCCAUUAUUUUGUUUAUUAUAUAUAUCAACAGCAGUAUUAGAAUACUUUGGUCUGUUACCAUAUUUAUCUGCGCCACCCCCCCCCAUCCCUGCACUACAACACACUCAUGCGCACAAUUUUUUUUUAAGCUGGAAUAUUUUAAAGCAUAUCCCACAUAAAUCAUUUCACUUACAAUACGUCAGUUUGUGUCUCUAACAGAUAAAACCUUUUUAAAGAAAAAGCAACCUCAAUGACAUUAUUACACCUAACAUAUAAACAAUAAUUACUUAAUACCAUCUAAUAUGUGGUCCAUAUUCAGAUUUCUCUUAUUGUUGCAAAAAUGGCUUUUACAAUUG
Messenger RNA from Equus caballus (horse), 4152 nucleotides. It is a transcript of the gene CUL2, whose product is annotated as cullin 2. Lineage: Eukaryota; Metazoa; Chordata; Mammalia; Perissodactyla; Equidae. Gene Ontology annotation, molecular function: protein-macromolecule adaptor activity; ubiquitin protein ligase binding. The record is from RefSeq and is marked provisional. Gene Ontology annotation, biological process: protein ubiquitination; SCF-dependent proteasomal ubiquitin-dependent protein catabolic process. Gene Ontology annotation, cellular component: SCF ubiquitin ligase complex; Cul2-RING ubiquitin ligase complex.